Pocillopora damicornis (cauliflower coral) is the source of this 2343-nucleotide messenger RNA. RefSeq names its product nucleosome assembly protein 1-like 1. Lineage: Eukaryota; Metazoa; Cnidaria; Anthozoa; Scleractinia; Pocilloporidae. Gene Ontology annotation, biological process: nucleosome assembly. Gene Ontology annotation, cellular component: nucleus. The record is from RefSeq and is a predicted model, not a curated record.
AGGAUAUUUCCUCACCUCGUGGUUCGCAAAGGUUACUUUGCAAAAACCGGGCGAAAAUUUCUUCACAAAAAUCUAAACUUUUCGAAGUCCCAUAAUGUCUGAUCCUGCUCAAGAAGAUCUGUCUGGCAGUGAAGGAGAUCAGAUGGGCAGUUCUCCUCCAAAUGACACUGCUCUUCAACUUAUGCAAAAUCCUCGACUUCUUGCAGCACUGCAGGGGGGCCUUAGCCGAAUAGUUGGAACCCAGUCUGGAUAUAUUCAAAGUCUUCCUAAACCUGUGAAACGAAGGUUAAAGGCUUUGAAAAAUAUACAGGUUGAAUGUUGCAAAGUGGAAGGGUUAUUCUACGAGAGGGUACAUGCUCUUGAAUGUGAAUUUGCUGAAAAGUUUAAACCAUUGUUUGAAAAGCGUCGCAACAUUGUCAAUGGACUAGUGGAACCUACAGAUGAGGAAUGCCAAUGGCAAAGUGAUGAGGAGGACGAUGAGAAUGAGGACAAGGAAGAGAAAAAAGAGGAAGAUGUUACACAGCUGACUGGUGAAGUGAAAGAAAAAGUGAAAAUAGAGGAUGAAGAGAAGCUUGAGACUUCAGAACUAUCAGAUGAUGUCAAGGGUGUUCCAGAGUUUUGGUUGACAGCGAUGAAGAAUGUAGAUCUGUUAGCUGACAUGAUUCAGGAACAUGAUGAACCAAUUUUGAAGCAUCUCCUUGAUAUCAGAGUCAUUUUUACUGGGCCAGACAGCAAUGUUGACACAACACAGUAUCCUCAACCUACACCAAUGGGCUUUGUGCUGGAAUUCCACUUCUCACCAAACCCUUAUUUUACAAAUACUGUUUUAACCAAGAGUUAUAAAAUGAAAUGUGAGCCAGAUGAGGAAGAUCCAUUUUCAUUUGAGGGGCCAGAAAUAAUCAGCACAUCUGGCUGCAAUAUCGACUGGAAGAAAGGCAAGAAUGUGACACAGAAAGUUGUAAAGAAAAAACAAAAGAAAAAGGGUUCUGGUGGCAGAGGACAAACAAGAUUUGUCAGCAAAACAAUAAAAAAUGAUUCUUUCUUCAACUUCUUUUCCCCUCCAGAAGUUCCUGAAGAUGAGGCUGAUAUGGAUGAAGAAACAGAGGCUCUUUUGUCAGCAGACUUUGAAAUUGGUCAUUUCUUCAGAGAAAGAGUAAUUCCAAAGGCUGUUCUGUAUUUUACUGGAGAAGCUCUUGAAGACGAGUUCGAAGAAGAAGAAGAUGAAGGUGAAGAAGACGAGGAAGGGGAGGGUGAUGAAGAGGAAGAUAGCGACCCCGAUUAUCAACCACCCCCGGACGGCGACAAGCCAGUGGAAUGUAAGAAUCAAUGAACACAGAUUCGGUUUCUCUUUGAGGAAAACUUUCUAUGAAAGAAAAGCCAAUUUGCGGUGCUUUUGAUUGACUUUGUCCUGGAGAUCUGGAGUUGAUUGACAUAGCCUUGGAAAGUCAGGAUUGAAAGCCAUCCAUAUAUUUAUUUUAAAACGUUCAUUGAACAACUUAAUCGUUGCUGGGAAAGCCACCUCUUGUCAGUGAAGUAUCGUUUGCAGCUUUAUCUUCUUCAUUCUCUUGUUAACCAAGGAAUCCCACGUUUUGCUUAACCCUUUACACCCUGAGAGUGAGUGGCAUCUAAUUUCUCCCAACAAUAUCCCCCCUGAAUCACACAUUAAGGUCAUGAGAAUAAAGCAAAUGAUCACCAACGAAAGAAGCUUUUGAUCAGUAAACGAAUUUUCCUUGUCAGUAACCUUAGGGAAAUGUAUAAAGAAGGAUAAUAUGCAUACUGAUGUUAGGGUGUAAAGGGUUAAACACUGCAAGAUAUAAGACACUGUAUCUCGUUCGUUGCAUGAGAAUUGAUUUUGAAGUCGUUAGAAGAGAGAAAGAGAGAGAGAGAGAGAGAGAGAGAGGAGAAAAAAAAACUUAACAGCGGAUAGUUGCCAUUUUCCCAAUCUUCAAUGAAGAACUGAAGCUUGUAGAGCUCCGCUCGUGUUAAAACCGAUGAUAACAGUAGAAAAAUAGCUUUAAGAAAGUGAAAACUACUGUGGAUGUAACUGGAAAAUGAACUUUGAAUGUAUCUUGUGAAAAUAAGAACUAAGUGAAGGGAAGACAUUGCGAAUGAUAGGUUGGGGAAAUAUUUUUUCGCCCUUUCCGGAAGAUGUUUGUGGACGAAAAGUAUAUUUAUGUAUUGAUUAUUUCAUACAACAUGGUAUGGAGAUCAUCAAUACAGUAGAAUUGUGAAAUUCAACCCUUGAAUUACAUGCGAGAAUGUUUGCACUUUCUUUUUACAGACAAAUUUUGCUUAGAAUUGUAGAAUCUUUCUCAGUCCAAAUAAAUGAAAGGUGAAACUUUU